Messenger RNA from Talaromyces proteolyticus, 2229 nucleotides. RefSeq names its product fungal-specific transcription factor domain-containing protein. NCBI's taxonomy places the organism in Eukaryota, Fungi, Ascomycota, Eurotiomycetes, Eurotiales, Trichocomaceae. The coding region runs from base 1 to 2229 and encodes 742 amino acids. Gene Ontology annotation, molecular function: DNA-binding transcription factor activity, RNA polymerase II-specific; zinc ion binding; DNA binding. Gene Ontology annotation, biological process: DNA-templated transcription. Gene Ontology annotation, cellular component: nucleus. The record is from RefSeq and is a predicted model, not a curated record. The transcript is spliced from 4 exons.
AUGAACGUGGAUCUGGUGGAUGAACGUCCAUAUCGAUCAAAGAUGAAACGGCCGUGUGAUCGCUGUCGCUCUCGAAAGAUAGCCUGUAUUCUUCAUGGAAGUGGCCCAUGCCAGAGUUGCUGGAAUGCCGGCAAAGACUGUGUAUUCGACCUACCGCCAAUUAGACGAAGAAAUAACCAUCUAGUGCGAGCAAAUACUACGUCUGUUGGUUCCUCUGCGGAAUAUAAUAUCCAGAUUAAUCGUAAUGAAGGUUUAGAGCAAUCAAGACCAUCGCCGCAUUUUCAGCGACAAAGCCAUACCCAGAACGACGGGCCGAACAAUAAUGGAUCCCAGGACGUUUCCGUACCCAGGAUGGGGUCCCAAGGCCGUCCUGAUGAUUUUCUAUCUAUGCCUACUACACGUAGGCAGAGCAGCCACUCGGAAUACCUUCUACAAGAGAUUGACCGGGAUGCGCCAGUUGUCCAACACAUUCGUUCCCUAGAUCAACUCGAAGCUUCAACCGCUCAGCUGUUCGGAACAUCGGCAGAAUCUGACCCGUGGCUGCUACGUCACUGCAAGUAUGAUGAGAACGGAAUUCGCAGCCUAAAUCGAAUUCAAUUUCGGAAUGUAGGAGGUGUGCCAGUCGAAGGCUUAGUCCCAGUUCAUUUUCUUGUAACUGAAGACACACUUUGGAAGUCGGCCAAGAAAGCUACGGCGAUUCGUGCAGACACAACUCCAGAGGAAAUGCGCAUCGAAUUGGACGACCUAGUUCCACCGAAAUGUGGUUGGAGGCUGAUCAGUUUCCGCGUUCAAAGAUUCAUGAAAUUCAUUUUCCCGUCAAUGCCAAUUGUCUCACGCUCCGAAUUUCGGUUGUUAAACCAAUCUUUACAGAACGUGCCUGUUCAUCUACUCGCAGCAAUAUAUGCCACUGCUUUACCCUUUAAAAACCAUGACCCAGCGCUAGUUAUCUUCGGAGUGUACGACGAAUCAUUAGGCGACAGGAUUUGGCGAAUCGUUUAUGAACUCCUCAUGCAGGAGAUCCAUACUCCGCACUUAUCCGUCAUUCAAGCUUGUUUAUUAUAUUUGCAACGCCUUCCCACUGGAAGCCAAAGCGCAUUAGCAGAUAGCCCUCUUAUCUGGUCAUUUCUGGGAAGUGCGGUGGCCUUAGCACAUUCUCUAGGACUUCAUUUAGAACCGAGCCCUUGGGGUAUUCCAUCUUGGGAGAAACGUCUACGAAGACGGCUAUGGUGGGCAGUCUAUUUGGAGGAUAAGUGGCGUAGCCUACUAAUCGGUCGCCCACCGUUUAUCCAUCCAGAAGACUGGGACGUCAAAGACUUAAAUGAUACUGAUUUUAUUGUUGAUGAACUUGAGGAGAUAUCGGCGGGGGAGCUACAUGCUAUUCUUCCGGCAGAGAGUGAAUACGGGCUAAUUUUUAGGUCAUUCAUCAAAUUAGCUCAAGUUGCUGACAGGAUUCAUCAAACAUUUUACACACUCAAAAGAUCUCAGACGAUGUCCGAGGACUUUCUGGCCUCCAUCAACGCCGCUAGGCCAAUCCGCGAGGAACUUCAGACUUGGUAUAGAACUUUGCCGCAAUCUUUGCGAAUGAACCAUAUACAUGAAAAGGGCAGUAAGAGUCGGGAGGACGAUUUGCAGAGUAUUGAAGGAGUUUGUGCUCUUCAUUUUGCAUAUUUGACUCUCGAACUGUUUGUGUAUCGCGCGAUUUUGAGGCCCCUAGCCCGGUCCCCUCCGCCACCGCCAAUAGUGGCUGAUGAUAAAAAUUCGCAGACAAUGAUGUGGUUACUCGAAGACCUAGGGAUUGAUGGCUAUGGAUUAGAUCCUUUUCUUUCGGUGGACAUUUCGGAAUUUGGCGAUGCCGCGGAGGCCACAUUGAAUGCUGCGCAGAAGUGUGCUGGAAUCAUCGUAAAUUUUGUCGGGGCAUUGAGUUCCAGUGACUUGGACACAUUUUGGUAUCCAUGGAGUCGUAUAUGCUUUGCGACAGUGUCUAACUACAUUACCCUACUAUUGAUACAAGCGCCCACGGGACAUCAUGCUUCGCGAGCAAAGUAUCUUUUAGACAGCUGGUCGCUGAACCUGGGCCGCCAGUAUAACCACAAUCAACCCCUGUUGUCAUUGGGACUUGUACGACUACGUACAUUUUUAAAUGAAGGGUUAGGUCGGACCUUUAUCAUGCCUCCUCAUGUGACAUCUGUUUUGAACACGAACCCACAUGACGAGUAUCCGUCAGUGUGA